This is a messenger RNA of Harmonia axyridis, 561 nucleotides long. RefSeq names its product cuticle protein 19-like. Bases 58 to 501 code for a protein of 147 amino acids. NCBI's taxonomy places the organism in Eukaryota, Metazoa, Arthropoda, Insecta, Coleoptera, Coccinellidae. The transcript has 3 exons. The record is from RefSeq and is a predicted model, not a curated record. Gene Ontology annotation, cellular component: extracellular matrix.
GUUGAAUCCCGUAAUAACCAGUAUCAUUUUCAACCAACUCUUUCAGAAACAAGCACAAUGUUCGCUAAGAUUCUCGCUGUAUCUGCCUUUGUGGCUUUCGCUCAAGCUGGACUUCUGCCAGCAGCUCACUUAGUCAGUCAACACUCUGUAGAUUACUAUGCUCACCCAAAAUACGAAUUCAACUAUGGAGUUCAAGAUGGACACACUGGUGACAACAAAUCCCAACAUGAAGUACGUGAUGGAGAUGUUGUAAAGGGAUACUACACCGUUGCCGAACCCGAUGGUACCUUGAGAACCGUCCACUACACCGCUGAUGACCACAACGGUUUCAACGCUGUUGUAGAAAAAUCCGGACAUGCUGUACACCCACAACAAGUUGCCCAUGCCGUCCCUGUUGUUCACGCCGCCCCUGUUGUCCACUCAGCCCCAAUUGUUCACUCCGCCCCUAUUGUGCAUUCUGCUCCAAUUUACCAUCAAGUUGCCCCCCAAUACUACCAUUAAUUUUAUGUACAUAGGAUUUGAUUUGUUAUUAUGUAAAUAAAAUGUUAAUAUUUUUUCUAA